AUGACGCGGCAAAUUCGGGGACGGCAAAUUCGGGAAUCGGCGAUUAUUAAGGCCGAAGGCUUGGCUGGCCGCGAUGAGGAGCUUUACAUUGCCAUUAAUGCUUUGAACCGAUCCGGUCAGAUGAGCAAUUCCGAGCGCAAUGAGACGUUGUUGAUUUCAGACUGCUUGGGAGUGGAGGCACUCGUCGACGCUCAGACACAAAUUACUUUGGAAGGAGAUAACAUCACCAACUCUUGCAUUCUUGGCACAUUCUAUACGGACAAUCCUCCGCGUUAUGAGAAUGGGGACAGCAUUAUCCAGAAGUAUCUUGGGGGAGAAGUGACAUUCUUCCACGGUCGAGUCUUAGAUGUCGAUACCGAUUUGCCCGUCGCAGACCGAGAUCAGCCGCCGGGGAACAUGCGGGGUAUGUUCACGUCCGAUGAGGACGGAAGAUACGCAUUCUAUUGCAUCAAGCCCGUUCCAUAUCCAGUGCCCUACGAUGGACCCGCGGGCGAUAUUCUCAGACUGAUGGACCGCCGCCCUUACCGAGCGGGACACAUUCACUUUAUGUUGACAUGCCAUUCUUAUCAUCGCUUGAUUACGCAAGUUUUUCCAGAUGAUGACACUUAUCUCAACUCUGAUUCGGUGUAUGCGGUCAAGUCGGAUUUGCUUCUUCAAUUCAAGCCAUAUAAUCCCCCCACACUCCGAGGCAAGGGGGCUAAUGAAGCACAUGUGAAAUGGGAAGUUAAUUGGGAUUUCAAGAUCAAGCCGCACAAAAUGUGA
Molecule: messenger RNA, 762 nt
Organism: Penicillium odoratum
Lineage: Eukaryota; Fungi; Ascomycota; Eurotiomycetes; Eurotiales; Aspergillaceae
Product: Intradiol ring-cleavage dioxygenase
Exons: 4
Coding region: 1-762 (253 amino acids)
Biological process (GO): catechol-containing compound metabolic process
Molecular function (GO): catechol 1,2-dioxygenase activity; ferric iron binding
Source: RefSeq, a predicted model, not a curated record